Pecten maximus is the source of this 324-nucleotide messenger RNA. RefSeq lists its product as uncharacterized. The transcript has a single exon. The record is from RefSeq and is a predicted model, not a curated record. The coding region runs from base 1 to 324 and encodes 107 amino acids. Lineage: Eukaryota; Metazoa; Mollusca; Bivalvia; Pectinida; Pectinidae.
AUGGCGUGGGCUAUGACCGAAUGGUAUAUGAUGGAGUGGGCUAUGACCGAAUGGUAUAUGAUGGAGUGGGCUAUGGCCGAAUGGUAUAUGAUGGAGUGGGCUAUGACCGAAUGGUAUAUGAUGGAGUGGGCUAUGACCGAAUGGUAUAUGAUGGAGUGGGCUAUGACCGAAUGGUGUAUGAUGGAGUGGGCUAUGGCCGAAUGGUAUAUGAUGGAGUGGGCUAUGGCCGAAUGGUAUAUGAUGGAGUGGGCUAUGACCAAAUGGUGUGUGAUCGAGUGGGCUAUGACCGAAUGGUAUAUCAUGGAGUGGGCUAUGACCGAAUAG